This is a messenger RNA of Cannabis sativa, 2286 nucleotides long. RefSeq lists its product as uncharacterized. The transcript is spliced from 2 exons. Gene Ontology annotation, biological process: defense response. The coding region runs from base 67 to 1836 and encodes 589 amino acids. The record is from RefSeq and is a predicted model, not a curated record. Lineage: Eukaryota; Viridiplantae; Streptophyta; Magnoliopsida; Rosales; Cannabaceae.
UCUGAACAAACCCAAAAAAAAAUAAUCAAAGAAAAAUAAUAAAAAACCCAAUUCACCAAAAAAAUCAUGUCUAUACUAAACCCAUUUCAAUUAUUAGAAUUAAAUGUAAUCUCAGCUCAAGACCUUUCUCCAGUCUCACGUUCAAUGAGGACUUACGCCGUAGCGUGGGUCCACCCAGAUCGAAAACUCUCGACACGUGUCGAUACACGUGGACACAAUAAUCCGACGUGGAAUGAUAAAUUUGUGUUUCGUGUCGAUGAAGAUUUCUUACAAAAUGACACGUCAGCAGUCAUGAUUGAAAUCUACGCUCUUCAUUGGUUUAAAGAUAUCCACGUUGGUACUGUACGGAUUCUUGUUGGAAAUUUGAUUCCGAACCCUCUUUCUCGACCAACUUCUUCUUAUGGCCACGGCCACGGUCACGGCCGCGGCGGUGGCCAUUUUCAUAAUCCUCAAUUGGGGAUGAGAUUCGUUGCUUUACAGGUUCGUCGGGCUUCGGGUCGUCCUCAAGGGAUUUUGAAUAUUGGGGUUGCUUUGCUUCAUAGCUCGAUGAGAAGUAUGCCUUUGUAUUCUCAGUUAAGUACCUCUGCUGUUGGGUAUAAGGAAUUAAUGGGUGAAGAAGACCCAAUUCAUCAUCAUCAUAAUAAUCAAAAUCAAAAUAAUAAUAAUCAUACUGUUCAUGUGGGUUUGUUGUCGGAAUUAAGGAGGACUAAGAGUGAUGUGAGUUCUUUGAUUGGGUCUGAAAACAGAGCUAAGGAAUUUAAAGAAGUUAAUAAGGGAAAAAAUAAGGGGAAAAAAUCAAGUUCUAUGGUUAAUGAAUCAGAGGCGAGUUCAAUUUUGAGAAGGAGGAGAAGGAAGAGUAGGAAGAAAGGAGGAAGCUCGUUGAUUAGUAGCGCAAUUAGUCGCCGGACGGGGAAGAGUAAUUUGGGGAAACCGAGUUCGGUUGUUAACAAUGGUGGUGGUGGUGGUGGUUCAGGUGAUAAAGGUGAUACGACGUCGUAUAAGGGUAAAACGGGAAAAGUGAGUUCUUUGAUUAAUGGUGUUUCAGAUGUUGUUGCGGUGGAACCACCUAAAAAGAGUAAAGGUACGAAAAAGAGUUCGUUAAUUAACGGUAAUUCAGAUGCUGACGUGGAUAUAGAAUAUAAUAAUAAUAAUAAUAAUAAUAAUCAUAAUGUUUUAGCAAAGAAAAAGGAUGUUAUUAAGCCUAUUUUGAAACCAUCUCCAUCGUUUGGUCGCGAAGCUGCGAUAGCGAUGGGGAUGGUUAAUGCCUCGCCGAGGGUUACUAAACCCUCGCCGAGGUUUAACUUGGUUCAACAGAAUGCCCCAAGGAAUGGGAAUAAUAAUUAUGUGAAAUCUCCGUUUCAUAAUGCGAAAUUUCAUCCUACUCCGAUGACGUAUGAGUAUGCAACACCGAGAAAAUCGACGCUCAUGACUAGCGGUGGGGCGUUUUUAACGGAAUCAGAGCUCGGCCCUUCUCCGUCGGAGGUGGCGGAAGCGAUUGCAAAACAACCUCAAGCAGUGGAGGAGACAGAAAGCUCAGUUCUUGGGGGAUGGAGUGUGGAUGAGAGCAUGGAAGGACUCCGAUCUAAGCUCGAGCGGUGGCGGACUGAAUUGCCACCGGUCUAUGAUCGCGGCGAUUUCUCAAGCUUAUCGGAGUCCCGCCAUGCUCGCCGCCACACUGAUGGUGGCGGCGACAAUGGUCUAUUUUCUUGCUUUAGCAAUAUUUGUGGAGUGGAAUGUUCCAUUGUUUGUGGGUCGGGUGGCGGGUCAGUCUCAAAAAAAUCAAGUAAUAGUGCCCGAAUUCGAAGUCCCUCAGCUGAGAAUCUCGUAUACAAAUAAAAGGGUCAAAUAUAAUGUGGUUCGGGUCGGGUUUUAUGUUCACCCGAACCUUAAAGAGAAUUAGUUCGUGGGAGCAGAAAGAGAAAAAGUCAAAAUGAAGAGUUCAAAGAAUUGUUAAACUUAUGGUGCAAUUUUUUUAUUUAUUUUUUUUACCAAUGUACAAAAGAGAAGGUACUAAUUGUAAGUGUUUGAAAUUGAUGGUCCAAACUAUUAUUACAGAAAACAAAUUGAUCCAAAAUUGUAUACAUUCUAUUAUUAUCUAACCUGAUUGUGGGGAGAAGUUUGGUCCGUAGUUUGAAAAAUUCUGUAAAAGUAUGAAUCGUGGUGUCAAUAAUUUUUAUAUAAUAAAUAGAUUUGAUUCUGAAUAUAAGCGGAUUAGGUCUGUAUUUAGUAUCCACUUAACCUAAGGCUAAAAAAAAAAUUAUAUUUUAAAAUUAUAUAUCUUUAUUG